Messenger RNA from Antrostomus carolinensis (chuck-will's-widow), 1285 nucleotides. RefSeq names its product neuropeptide Y receptor Y2 (gene NPY2R). Bases 34 to 1191 code for a protein of 385 amino acids. NCBI's taxonomy places the organism in Eukaryota, Metazoa, Chordata, Aves, Caprimulgiformes, Caprimulgidae. Gene Ontology annotation, biological process: G protein-coupled receptor signaling pathway. The transcript has a single exon. Gene Ontology annotation, molecular function: neuropeptide Y receptor activity. Gene Ontology annotation, cellular component: membrane. The record is from RefSeq and is a predicted model, not a curated record.
CUGCUCUGUUGCUUAGACCAGGCUGCUGCAGGGAUGGGGCCCCUGGAAGCAGUAGGCGAAGAAAACCAGACAGAUGAAAUGAAAAUGGAGCUGUUUACCAAGCUGUACUUGCCGAAGUACACCACACCGCUCAACGAAUUGGCUCUGGACCCUAAACCAGAACUGAAGGACAGCACAACGCUGGUUGAAGUGCAGAUAAUCCUCAUCUUUGCUUACUGCUCCAUCAUCCUGCUGGGGGUGAUCGGGAACUCCCUUGUCAUCCAUGUGAUCAUCAAGUUCAAAAGCAUGCGCACGGUGACUAACUUCUUCAUUGCCAACCUGGCUGUGGCUGACCUGCUGGUGAAUACGCUGUGCCUGCCCUUCACUUUGGUUUACACGCUGUUGGGCGAAUGGAAACUGGGUCCGGUGUUGUGCCACCUGGUGCCUUAUGCCCAGGCUCUUGCUGUGCACGUGUCUACCGUUACUCUGACGGUGAUCGCUUUGGAUCGGCAUCGCUGCAUUGUCUACCACCUGGAAAGCAAAAUCUCUAAGCGGAUCAGCUUCCUGAUUAUAGGAGUUGCCUGGGCAGUCAGUGCCCUGUUGGCGAGUCCCCUGGCCAUCUUCCGUGAGUACUCAUUGAUUGAGAUAAUUCCCGACUUCAAGAUCGUGGUCUGCUCUGAGAAGUGGCCAGGGGAGGGGCAGCUUAACUAUGGCACCAUCUAUAGCGUCUCCAUGCUCCUGAUCCAGUAUGUGCUGCCACUGGCAGUCAUCUCCUAUGCCUACGCCCGGAUUUGGACCAAGCUCAAGAACCACGUUAGUCCUGGGGCAGGGAAUGACCACUACCACCACCGGCGGCAGAAAACCACCAAGAUGCUGGUGUGUGUGGUUGUGGUGUUCGCUGUCAGCUGGCUGCCAUUUCACACCUUCCAGCUAGUCAGUGACAUUGACAGUCAGGUGUUAGACCUGAAAGAGUACAAACUGAUCUACACAGUGUUUCAUGUCAUUGCCAUGUGCUCAACAUUUGCUAACCCCCUUCUCUAUGGCUGGAUGAAUAACAACUACAGGACGGCCUUCCUCACGGCCUUCCAGUGUGAGCAGCGGCUGGACUCCAUCCACCCUGAAGUAUCAGCAGCUUUCAAAGCCAGGAAGAAACUAGAAGCAAAGAGGAUUCAAUUCCCUGGAGACUCUUUCACACAACCUACCAAUGUUUAAGAUGUCUGUCUUUAAAGAAAUAUUGAAUAUGUGGUGGACAAAAGGAUAAAUCCAUCUUGCCACAUGCAUUUUUAAUGCAUAGUUUUAGUCAUAA